UGUUUGACUUCUAUAGUAUGCACUUCCUGUAUUCAUUUCAAAAAGAUGGCGGAUGAUUUGGAAAGCUCGUCAGCUGAAGCUUUGAUUAGUUUCAGAGAGGCUAAAGCUGACUAUAAGUCCCCAUCAAGACAGAGAAACCCAACACGCAUCAGAAAGAAGAAUGCCAAAUUUUACAACGAAGAUGAAGACACAUCCUUCUCUAUCAAACCACGGGCCCCCAAGAAGAGAGAGCGUAAACCCGGUGUCGGGUUGACGUUGCAUGAUAAAAAGAUGGCACAAGCCAUUGGGGUGCGACUACGAAACCUGCUGAAGUUACCUAAAGCUCAUAAAUGGGUGUGUUAUGAGUGGUUCUAUUCCAAUUUAGACAUACCACUCUUCUUGAUGGAAAACGAUUUUUGUAUCUGCAUGAAAGAGUCUUUUCCACAACUUAAGAUGAAAAAGCUACGGAGAGUGGAAUGGUGUAAGAUACGUCGCUUGAUGGGCAAACCUCGCAGGUGUUCCCCAGCUUUCUUUGAGGAGGAGCGAGCAGCUCUUGAAAUUCGACGCACGAAAAUCCGAUUACUUCAACAGAGGAAGAUGUCGGAGUUGCAGACCUUCAAAGAUCUGCCGGAAGAAAUCCCGAUGCACCUUGUUAUUGGUACCAAAGUCACAGCACGCUUACGGAAGCCCCAGGAUGGAUUAUUCACAGGUGUGGUAGACGCGUUGGACACGGUGACAAAUACGUACAGAAUUACUUUUGACAGACCUGGGAUUGGUACACACUCUAUUCCUGACUAUGAAGUUCUGAGUGUAGAGCCUCAGGAGACGAUCCCAUUGUCAGCAUUUCAACAGAAACACCGGCCCAGGCAGCCUGCCUUGUUCUCACCACCCAAGUUUGUCCCCAGUCUCGGAUCCCCAAACCCAGAGCUGGACAACGACCCCCUCCUGAGUGGGUCUACGUUCACAGGGAAAUUACUCAGUCUGGAAGGCGGGACAUACGGAGGAUUUCCUAUCAAGUUCCUAGUUCAAGUGACAAGACUUUCAAAAAUACUUUCACUGAAGAAAGAUUGGAUCAAUCAAUUGAAGGAGUUAAAUUCACAAGCAGAAAAAACGAAAUCAUUCCAGCAGCCCAUCACGCCAGACUUUCAGAGAAAAUACGCCACCACUGUCCUGGAACUGGAGCAGCUGAACAAACAGUUAGCUGACUGUCUGGCAGGGGUACAGAUGUACUGCAAGGAGCUAGCUCCAGACAUUGGUAUGACUCCUCUGGAUGAGCCGUCACAAAUCAAGACCAACUGUGAUGAAGAGGCUGUCGAGAUUGUGAACAGAAUCAGUGGGAUGUUUCAUAAAAGAACCUCCAAAAACCAUAGGGUUAUUGACCUGAUCUCCAGUUUGACGUCUCUUAUGCUUCAAGUCAGGACAUUCUCUGAGCAAGAAUUUAACUCAUUUGAAUUCAAGUGUUUACAAGAUACUUUGAAAGAAAUAAAGGAUAAAUUAGAUGGAAAUAGCAUAAAUGCAUUCCAGAAUAAUGUGGAGAUCCACAUAAAUCACAUCCAGAGUGGCCUGAGUCAAAUGGGAAACCUUCACGCCUUCUCUACCUCCACAUACAAGGUGUGAUGAAGUCAAGGGUCAAGGACAAGUGGAGUUAUAUCUGGAAGUGACAGUAAAUUAAACUGUUGAGCCAUUACUCGCUAGUGUUGCAGCCACACAGCGUUCAGCACCAGCUAGAAGAGUCUAUUUUGGUUUAGCCAAUCAUUCUUGAUUAUGUGAAGACAAUAGUCAGAAAUAGAAUUCUAAACCACAUUAGUAUCAACUGGGAACUAUAAAAUUGUGUUGGUGUACUAUUAUUAAAGAUUAGAUCAUAUUUUCUGUAUAUACAUAUGCACCUGGGAUCUGAGAUUUGGGGGCAUGCUUGAACUAUUUCAUGGUACAGUGUGCUGUGAAUUUGACCUGCUGCAAGCACCACAUUGGAAACCGAUAUUGCUACAAUCUGUGAAUUAUGAAAGUGAAUUACUCAAAGCAUGAUUUGUGAAGACCAUAUUUAUAUUGAAUAGGGCAGAGUGGUUACAUGUAUGUAAGGUAUUCUACUGGUACUUUGAAUUGGCAUGUAAAUGAUUAAAUGUUUUAUAAAAAUG
Messenger RNA from Ostrea edulis (European flat oyster), 2114 nucleotides. Its product is annotated as protein lin-9 homolog. The transcript is spliced from 16 exons. Gene Ontology annotation, cellular component: nucleoplasm; transcription repressor complex. Gene Ontology annotation, molecular function: DNA binding. NCBI's taxonomy places the organism in Eukaryota, Metazoa, Mollusca, Bivalvia, Ostreida, Ostreidae. Gene Ontology annotation, biological process: regulation of cell cycle; DNA-templated transcription; regulation of transcription by RNA polymerase II. The record is from RefSeq and is a predicted model, not a curated record. Bases 46 to 1596 code for a protein of 516 amino acids.